Messenger RNA from Arabis nemorensis, 507 nucleotides. The record is from the annotation of a GenBank genome assembly. NCBI's taxonomy places the organism in Eukaryota, Viridiplantae, Streptophyta, Magnoliopsida, Brassicales, Brassicaceae.
AUGCAAGAAGAAGACGAAAACCGACGGCGAAUUCCGGCGGAAGCGCCGCCACUUCAUCCCUCCGUCGCGCCGUUGUCGUAUCUCUUAGGGACUUGGAGAGGACAAGGCGAAGGUAAAUAUCCGACCAUACCUUCCUUCCUCUACGGCGAAGAGCUCAGUUUCUCACAUUCCGGCAAGCCGGUGAUAGCUUAUACUCAGAAGACAUGGAAAUUGGAAUCAAAAGAGCCGAUGCACGCAGAGAGUGGUUACUUCCGACCAAAACCAGACGGUUCCAUUGAAGUUGUCAUAGCCCAGAGCACAGGUCUCGUCGAGGUCCAGAAAGGAACAUACAAUGUAGAUGAACAAUCAAUCAUACUCAAGAGUGAUCUUGUGGGCAAUGCAUCGAAGGUGAAGGAGAUAAGCAGAGAAUUUGAAUUGGUUAAUGGGAAACUAUCGUAUGUGGUUCAAAUGAGUACAACCACAAAUCAUCUUCAACCACAUCUCAAAGCCAUGCUCGAUAAGAUUUGA